GGGAGGAGGAGCCCCGGGAGCUGGGCGCGGGGCGGCGAGCUGAGAUGUGGCCGGCCCGUCGGCGUGUAAACACAGGCAGCAGCAGCAGCAGCAGCGGCCGCCCGGGCCCCGGGCACUGAGCGCGCCCGCUGAGACCUGCCCGACACCACUGCCAUGGCCGAAGUGCGCAAAUUCACCAAGCGGCUGAGCAAGCCAGGCACGGCAGCCGAGCUCCGCCAGAGCGUGUCGGAGGCCGUGCGGGGCUCCGUGGUGCUGGAAAAGGCCAAGUUAGUUGAACCCCUGGACUAUGAAAAUGUUAUCACCCAACGGAAAACCCAGAUCUACAGCGAUCCCCUCAGAGAUCUGCUUAUGUUCCCCAUGGAAGACAUAUCUAUUUCAGUGAUUGGUCGUCAGCGCAGAACAGUGCAGUCUACUGUACCAGAAGAUGCUGAAAAGAGGGCCCAGAGCUUAUUUGUCAAAGAGUGUAUUAAGACCUACAGCACAGAUUGGCAUGUGGUGAACUAUAAGUAUGAGGAUUUCUCUGGGGACUUUCGGAUGUUACCAUGCAAGUCUUUGAGACCCGAAAAGAUUCCUAAUCAUGUGUUUGAGAUUGAUGAAGACUGCGAGAAAGAUGAGGAUUCAUCUUCUUUAUGUUCUCAGAAGGGUGGUGUGAUAAAACAAGGUUGGUUGCAUAAAGCAAAUGUAAAUAGCACCAUCACAGUAACCAUGAAGGUGUUCAAGAGACGGUAUUUUUAUUUGACUCAACUUCCUGAUGGUUCAUAUAUUCUCAAUUCUUAUAAAGAUGAGAAAAAUUCCAAAGAGUCUAAAGGUUGCAUCUACUUGGAUGCCUGCAUUGAUGUUGUUCAGUGCCCCAAAAUGCGCCGUCAUGCUUUUGAACUCAAGAUGUUAGAUAAGUAUAGCCAUUAUCUGGCAGCUGAAACUGAGCAGGAAAUGGAGGAAUGGUUGAUAACGUUGAAAAAGAUUAUUCAGAUCAAUACUGACAGUUUAGUGCAAGAGAAAAAAGACACAGUCGAGGCAAUACAAGAGGAGGAAACUAGCAGCCAAGGAAAAGCCGAGAACAUCAUGGCCAGUUUGGAAAGGAGCAUGCAUCCGGAACUGAUGAAGUAUGGCAGAGAAACAGAACAGCUGAACAAACUCAGUAGAGGAGACGGAAGACAGAAUCUCUUUUCUUUCGACUCAGAGGUUCAGAGGUUAGACUUUUCAGGAAUUGAGCCUGAUGUAAAGCCAUUUGAAGAAAAGUGCAACAAGCGUUUCAUGGUAAAUUGCCAUGAUUUAACUUUCAAUAUCUUAGGUCACAUUGGAGACAAUGCAAAAGGACCACCCACAAAUGUUGAGCCCUUUUUCAUCAACCUUGCCUUAUUUGAUGUAAAGAACAAUUGUAAAAUUUCAGCAGACUUUCAUGUAGAUUUGAACCCACCCUCUGUCCGUGAAAUGCUGUGGGGUACCUCGACACAACUGACCAAUGAUGGGAAUGCAAAGAGCUAUUCUCCUGAGUCUCUUAUCCAUGGAAUUGCUGAGUCUCAGUUAUGCUACAUAAAGCAGGGAAUCUUCUCAGUGACGAACCCACAUCCUGAAAUUUUUCUUGUUGUGAGAAUUGAAAAGGUGCUGCAGGGAAACAUCACACACUGUGCAGAACCCUACAUCAAAAACUCAGAUCCGAUAAAGGCAGUUACAGGAACUGCCUGUUGCUCUUUUGCCAGACCCAUUUUCAAAGAUAUUCAGGGCUCUCUGGAUCUGGAUGGGAGAUUUUCCCCUUUUUAUAAACAAGACAGUAGCAAGCUUUCAAAUGAAGAUAUUCUCAAGUUGCUCUCAGAAUACAAAAAGCCAGAAAAGACAAAAUUGCAGAUUAUCCCUGGACAGCUGAAUAUCACAGUGGAAUGUGUUCCUGUAGAUUUACCAAAUUGUAUUACCUCUUCAUAUGUGCCCCUGAAGCCUUUUGAAAAGAAUUGUCAGAAUAUUACUGUGGAGGUUGAAGAGUUUGUUCCAGAAAUGACAAAAUAUUGUUAUCCAUUCACUAUUUACAAAAACCAUCUGUAUGUAUAUCCCUUGCAAUUAAAAUAUGACAGCCAGAAAUCGUUUGCCAAGGCUAGGAACAUUGCUGUCUGUGUGGAAUUCCGGGAUUCGGAUGAAAGUGAUGCAUCUGCACUAAAGUGCAUUUAUGGAAAACCAGCAGGGUCUGUUUUUACCACAAAUGCUUAUGCUGUGGUCUCACAUCACAACCAAAAUCCGGAGUUCUAUGAUGAGAUCAAACUUGAGCUUCCCAUUCACCUGCACCAGAAGCAUCACUUGCUUUUUACUUUUUAUCAUGUGAGUUGUGAAAUCAACACAAAAGGAACAACCAAAAAGCAAGACACAGUGGAAACUCCAGUUGGAUUUGCCUGGGUACCUUUGCUGAAGGAUGGGAGAGUCAUCACAUUGGAGCAGCAGCUGCCAGUCUCAGCCAAUCUUCCCCCAGGCUACUUGAAUGUGAAUGAUGCUGAAUCAAGAAGGCAAUCGAAUGCAGAUAUCAAGUGGGUAGAUGGUGCAAAGCCUUUGCUGAAGAUUAAGACCCACUUAGAAUCAACCAUUUAUACUCAGGAUCUGCAUGUGCACAAAUUCUUCCAUCAUUGCCAGCUGAUUCAGUCGGGCUCAAAAGAAGUUCCAGGGGAACUCAUUAAAUAUUUAAAGUGUUUGCAUGCCAUGGAGAUCCAAGUCAUGAUACAGUUUCUACCUGUAAUUCUUAUGCAACUCUUCCGAGUUCUCACAAACAUGACCCAUGAAGAUGACGUUCCCAUCAACUGCACCAUGGUUCUAUUACACAUUGUGUCAAAGUGUCAUGAAGAAGGCUUGGAGAGCUACUUAAGAUCCUUCAUAAAGUAUAGCUUCAGACCUGAAAAACCAAGCACUCUUCAGGCCCAGUUGAUACAUGAAACCCUCGCUACUACAAUGAUAGCAAUAUUGAAACAGUCUGCAGAUUUCUUAGCCAUAAAUAAACUUCUAAAGUACUCAUGGUUUUUCUUUGAAAUAAUUGCAAAGUCGAUGGCCACAUACUUAUUGGAAGAGAAUAAAAUUAAGCUCCCCAGAGGCCAGAGGUUUCCUGAGGCAUAUCAUCACAUCUUACAUUCUCUGCUUCUUGCAAUAAUUCCCCAUGUCACCAUUCGCUAUGCAGAGAUUCCUGAUGAGUCCCGAAAUGGGAAUUAUAGCUUAGCCAGCUUUCUAAAGCGCUGCUUGACACUGAUGGACAGAGGAUUUGUUUUCAAUUUGAUAAAUGACUAUAUAUCAGGAUUUAGCCCCAAGGAUCCUAAGGUUCUUGCUGAAUACAAGUUUGAAUUUCUCCAAACAAUCUGCAAUCAUGAACAUUAUAUUCCUCUGAACUUGCCAAUGGCAUUUGCAAAACCUAAAUUACAGAGAGUUCAAGAUUCCAAUCUUGAAUACAGUUUAUCAGAUGAGUAUUGCAAGCAUCACUUCUUGGUUGGUCUACUUCUGCGAGAAACCUCCAUUGCUCUUCAAGACAACUAUGAGAUCAGAUAUACAGCUAUCUCAGUCAUAAAGAAUCUUUUGAUAAAACAUGCAUUUGAUACUAGAUACCAGCACAAGAACCAGCAAGCCAAAAUAGCGCAGUUGUACCUCCCAUUUGUUGGACUGCUCUUGGAAAAUAUCCAGCGACUGGCAGGCCGAGAUACUCUGUAUUCCUGUGCAGCCGUGCCUAGUUCUGCAUCCAGAGAUGAGUUUCCAUGUGGCUUUGUUUCACCUACAAACAGAGGGAGCCUGGCCAGUGACAAAGACACAGCCUAUGGGUCUUUUCAAAAUGGUCAUGGAAUUAAGAGGGAAGAUUCAAGAGGUUCCCUUAUUCCUGAAGGAGCAACAGGAUUUCCAGACCCUGGGAGCACUAGUGAAAACACCCGACAGAGUUCUUCACGGAGUAGUGUAUCCCAGUAUAAUCGUCUGGAUCAGUAUGAAAUCAGAAACCUCUUGAUGUGCUACUUAUACAUAGUAAAGAUGAUUUCUGAAGAUACUCUCUUGACUUACUGGAAUAAAGUAUCUCCCCAGGAGCUCAUAAACAUUCUGGUACUUCUAGAAGUAUGUUUGUUUCACUUCCGAUAUAUGGGGAAAAGAAACAUAGCAAGGGUACAUGAUGCCUGGCUACCCAAACACUUUGGAAUAGAUAGAAAAUCACAAACUAUGCCAGCUCUUCGAAACAGAUCAGGGGUGAUGCAAGCUCGGCUUCAACAUCUCAGCAGCUUAGAAAGCUCAUUCACACUUAAUCACAGUUCUGCAACAACGGAAGCAGACAUUUUCCACCAGGCACUUCUGGAAGGCAAUACUGCUACUGAAGUGUCUCUGACAGUGCUAGACACGAUCUCCUUUUUCACCCAAUGCUUCAAGAACCAACUUUUAAAUAAUGAUGGCCACAACCCACUAAUGAAAAAAGUAUUUGAUAUUCACCUUGCUUUUCUUAAAAAUGGACAAUCUGAAGUAUCACUGAAGCAUGUCUUUGCCUCACUGCGAUCUUUCAUCAGUAAGUUUCCCUCAGCCUUUUUCAAAGGAAGGGUAAACAUGUGUGCUGCAUUUUGCUAUGAGGUUUUAAAGUGCUGUACUUCAAAGAUUAGCUCAACCAGGAAUGAGGCAUCUGCACUUUUGUAUCUUUUGAUGAGAAACAACUUUGAAUAUACCAAGAGGAAAACCUUUCUGAGGACACACUUGCAGAUAAUCAUUGCUGUGAGUCAGCUUAUAGCUGACGUAGCACUAAGUGGAGGAUCGAGAUUUCAGGAGUCUUUAUUCAUUAUCAAUAACUUUGCAAAUAGCGACAGACCUAUGAAGGCAACUGCUUUUCCCACAGAAGUCAAAGAUUUGACCAAGAGGAUCCGCACCGUUCUUAUGGCCACUGCCCAAAUGAAGGAACAUGAGAAAGACCCUGAAAUGCUAAUUGAUCUCCAGUAUAGCUUAGCUAAAUCUUAUGCCAGCACACCAGAGCUGAGGAAAACUUGGCUUGACAGUAUGGCCAAAAUUCAUAUAAAAAAUGGAGAUUUUUCUGAGGCUGCAAUGUGUUAUGUCCAUGUAGCAGCUCUAGUUGCAGAAUUUCUUCACCGAAAGAAAUUAUUCCCUAGUGGGUGUUCAGCGUUCAAGAAAAUUACUCCCAAUAUAGAUGAAGAAGGAGCCAUGAAAGAAGAUGCUGGAAUGAUGGAUGUUCAUUACAGUGAAGAGGUUUUGCUGGAGUUACUAGAACAGUGUGUGGAUGGUUUGUGGAAGGCAGAGCGAUAUGAAGUAAUUUCUGAGAUUUCCAAGUUGAUUAUUCCAAUUUAUGAGAAACGCCGUGAAUUUGAGAAACUGACUCAAGUCUAUAGAACUCUCCAUGGCGCUUACACAAAGAUUUUGGAGGUUAUGCACACCAAAAAACGACUUUUAGGUACUUUCUUUAGAGUUGCCUUUUAUGGCCAGUCUUUUUUUGAAGAAGAAGAUGGAAAAGAGUACAUCUAUAAAGAACCCAAGCUCACUGGUCUUUCAGAGAUUUCCUUGAGACUUGUGAAACUUUACGGUGAAAAAUUUGGUACUGAAAAUGUCAAAAUAAUUCAGGAUUCAGACAAGGUAAAUGCCAAAGAGCUUGAUCCAAAAUUCGCUCAUAUACAAGUCACUUAUGUGAAGCCUUAUUUUGAUGACAAAGAACUCACAGAAAGAAAGACGGAGUUUGAAAGAAAUCAUAAUAUCAACAGAUUUGUUUUUGAGGCCCCGUACACAUUGUCAGGCAAGAAACAAGGCUGCAUUGAAGAACAGUGCAAACGUCGUACUAUCUUGACCACUUCAAACUCAUUUCCAUAUGUAAAAAAGAGGAUCCCUAUAAACUGUGAACAGCAGGUGAAUUUAAAACCAAUUGAUGUUGCUACGGAUGAAAUUAAAGAUAAAACUGCAGAGCUACACAAGCUCUGCUCCUCUGCUGACGUGGACAUGAUUCAGCUUCAGCUAAAGUUGCAGGGCUGUGUCUCUGUGCAGGUCAAUGCUGGUCCGUUAGCAUAUGCGAGGGCUUUCUUAAAUGAAAGUCAAGCUAACAAGUAUCCACCUAAGAAAGUGAAUGAGUUGAAGGACAUGUUUAGAAAAUUCAUACAAGCAUGCAGCAUUGCACUUGAACUAAAUGAGCGGCUAAUUAAAGAGGAUCAAAUUGAGUACCAUGAAGGGCUAAAGUCAAAUUUCAGAGACAUGGUAAAAGAACUGUCUGACAUUAUCCAUGAGCAGAUAUUACAAGAAGAUACAAUGCAUUCUCCCUGGAUGAACAACACAUUACAUGUAUUUUGUGCAAUUAGUGGUACAUCAAGUAACAGAGGUUAUGGUUCCCCAAGAUACGCUGAAGUAUGAAGAGAUUUGGAAGGAAAUGGCAAUGAGACUGACCUUUCUCAGGAAUAUUUGGAGCUGUGCAAAUGUUAGCAUUUAGAGAUUUGAUAUGUGUGGAGUGUUGCCUCCUGACACCAAAAUCGUCAUGCUUUCAUACAGGGUGCUUACGUAUCUGUAAAUAUUUAAGCAACUCGAAAGUGCCUGAAAAAAUUGCAGCACUGUGCUUGCUUUGUACUUUUUUAGGUAAAUCUAUAUGCUGAAAAGUAGAGCUCAAAACCAUUCGUUCAAUUUGCUUAGUUACCACUUACUAAUAAUGAGAAUAUGUAAAAUUGUAUAAUGGAACCCAAUAAAAGGUAAAAAAACUUAUUUGUAAUU
Molecule: messenger RNA, 6678 nt
Organism: Mus pahari (shrew mouse)
Lineage: Eukaryota; Metazoa; Chordata; Mammalia; Rodentia; Muridae
Gene: Dock11
Product: dedicator of cytokinesis 11
Exons: 53
Coding region: 154-6327 (2057 amino acids)
Biological process (GO): positive regulation of filopodium assembly; marginal zone B cell differentiation; small GTPase-mediated signal transduction
Molecular function (GO): guanyl-nucleotide exchange factor activity
Source: RefSeq, a predicted model, not a curated record